AUGAGGCAGACAUUGAGUGACAACGAGAGGCUGAGCGAAGAGAUCAAAGACAUUGAAUGCUAUGUGAAAAGCGAUAAACGCCAACACAUUAUGAUCGCAAAACUGUCGAUAACACCCGUCUUUCGGGACAUUGAAAACUUCAGCCAAUUUAAUGAAUUAGAGUACCGCCGGCUGUCGGAGCUGUUCCGGGCGUUUGAUUUGUUCAAAUACAAGCCCUUAGACGCCGAGAGAAAUGCAUUAUUAUUAACAAAUGUGAACCAAGUCUAUCGCGUGUGCAAUAAGAUCAUGGAUUGGGACAUAAAAGGCUUGAUUAGGUUCACCAAAGACUUGAGCACUUUUAGCAACAUUUGCGGUAACGAUCAGUUGGCGCUCAUUAAGUACGGGUGCUUUGAGAUACUGAUGCUUAAGUAUACUAUGCUUUAUGAUAUUAAUACCGAUUACUGGACGUGGGCUUCGAGCACUGUGGGUCCGAUAGUAGGCGCGUUUAAGUUGGAUGUAUUAAAGUAUGAGAAACACAAUUUGUAUAAUCAUUAUAAAGAAUACUUUUAUAAAGUGAUUCCCGAAUGGUGUCAGGAUUAUGUGAUUAUGGACUUGUUGACGGCAAUAGUUUUGUUUAACCCGAACCGACCAAAUCUGACCCAUAGAGACGUUGUUAAAGCCGAACAACAAUUAUAUAUUUAUUUACUUCAACGGUAUUUAUAUCUGAAACACCAGUCGGGAGUGGAAACACACCGAAGGCUAUCCAAACUGUUGAGUCCAUUAACCGAUUUGGAGAUGAUUUGCGAUAUCGAGAAGAAGAAUGGACUCGAAUUCUAUUUGGAUUCUUUUGGACCCAUUCUUAAGGAAAUUCUUUACGAUAUAACGAAAUAAAUAAAUGU
Molecule: messenger RNA, 878 nt
Organism: Medioppia subpectinata
Lineage: Eukaryota; Metazoa; Arthropoda; Arachnida; Sarcoptiformes; Oppiidae
Source: the annotation of a GenBank genome assembly